AUGGAUACUAAAGGGAGGUUGGUGGCUGGUUCACAUAAAAGGAACGAAUUUGUUCUCAUCAAUGCUGAUGAGAUUGGAAGGGUGACUUCUGUGAAAGAGUUAAGUGGGCAGAUUUGUCAGAUUUGUGGAGACGACAUAGAAAUUAUGGUUGAUGGGGAGUCUUUUGUUGCCUGUAAUGAAUGUGCAUUCCCUGUUUGUAGAGCUUGCUAUGAGUAUGAAAGGAGAGAGGGAAAUCAAGCUUGCCCUCAAUGCAAAACCAGAUACAAGCGCAUAAAAGGGAGUCCCAGAGUCGAUGGCGAUGAAGAUGAGGAUGGAUUUGACGAUCUAGAGUAUGAAUUUGAUUAUAACAGCAAUGAAGGAAGAGAUCCACAGCAGAUUGCAGCAGCAGCUCUCUCGGCUCACCUUAAUAUUGGCCAAAGUGCUUCUGGAAUCACUGUUCCAUUGCAGUGGGAUUCUUCAGUGGUUGCUUCGGAAAUUCCUCUCCUCACUUAUGGAAAAGAGGACGAUACCAUUUCUGCGGAUAGUCAUGCUCUCAUAAUUCCCCCGUUAAAUGGGCGUGGAAAGCGAAUCCAUCCUGUGCCAUUCUCCGAUUCUUCUAUGUCUAUGCCUCCCCGUCCAAUGGAUCCAACGAAAGACUUGGCUGUAUAUGGAUAUGGUACUAUUGCAUGGAAGGAAAAAAUGGAGGAAUGGAAGAAAAAACAAAAUGAAAAACUUCAAGUAAUUAGGCAUCAAGGAUAUAAAGAUGUUGGCAUCAAUGGUGGAGAUGAUUUGGAUGAUCCUGAUUUACCCAAGAUGGAUGAAGGCAGACAACCCCUUUCAAGAAAGUUACCGAUUUCUUCAAGCAAGAUAAACCCUUAUAGAUUAAUCAUUCUACUAAGAAUUGUGAUUCUAGGGUUGUUCUUUCACUACAGAAUUCGCCACCCUGUCAAUGAUGCAUAUGGAUUGUGGCUCACUUCAAUUAUAUGUGAGAUAUGGUUCGCCGUAUCAUGGAUAUUUGAUCAGUUUCCAAAGUGGUUUCCAAUUGAGCGAGAGACAUACCUAGAUAGACUCUCAUUAAGGUAUGAAAAAGAAGGGAAGCCCUCUGAACUGGCUGCCGUAGACAUAUUCGUAAGUACAGUGGAUCCCUUGAAAGAACCUCCACUCAUUACUGCGAACACAGUUCUCUCCAUCCUUGCUGUGGAUUAUCCAGUCGACAAGGUUGCAUGUUAUGUCUCAGAUGAUGGUGCUGCCAUGCUAACGUUUGAAGCCCUUUCUGAGACAUCCGAGUUUGCCAGGAAAUGGGUUCCGUUUUGCAAGAAAUUUAACCUAGAGCCUCGGGCUCCAGAAUGGUACUUUGCUCAGAAGGUUGAUUAUUUAAGAAACAAGGUCGAUCCAACGUUUGUUAUGGAACGCCGUGCAAUGAAGAGGGAAUAUGCAGAGUUCAAAGUUCGAAUAAAUGGAUUGGUUGCCAUGGCACAGAAGGUUCCCGAGGAGGGUUGGACAAUGCAGGAUGGAACUCCAUGGCCAGGAAACAAUGUCAGGGAUCAUCCUGGAAUGAUCCAGGUGUUCUUGGGACAUAAUGGUGUUCGUGAUAUUGAAGGGAAUGAGUUACCUCGUCUCAUUUAUGUUUCUCGUGAGAAGAGGCCUGGAUUUGAGCACCACAAAAAAGCUGGUGCCAUGAAUGCUUUGGUGCGGGUGUCAGCAGUAAUCUCGAAUGCUCCUUACCUACUUAAUGUUGACUGUGAUCACUACAUAAAUAACAGCAAGGCUCUCAGGGAAGCUAUGUGUUUCAUGAUGGACCCUCAAGCUGGAAAGAAAAUAUGUUAUGUGCAAUUUCCUCAAAGAUUUGAUGGAAUUGAUAGACAUGAUAGAUACUCGAACCGCAAUGUUGUCUUUUUUGAUAUAAAUAUGAAAGGGCUUGACGGGAUCCAGGGUCCAAUUUAUGUUGGAACUGGGUGCGUCUUCAGGAGGCAAGCACUUUAUGGAUAUGAUGGCCCAAAGAAGACCAAAUCCCCUGGAAAAACAUGCAAUUGUUGGCCGAAAUGGUGUUGCUGCUGUUUUAGAUCAAGAAAGAAGAAUAGGAAAGGGAGAUCGAAGGAUAUAUGGAAGACAACGAAGGGGAGGGAAACUUCAUUGCAAAUUUCCACGCUUGAAAAUAUUGAUGAAGGAAUUGAAGGAAUUGAUAGUGAAAAAUCAUCCCUAAUGCCCCAGAUACAAUUUGAGAAGAAAUUUGGACAAUCGUCUGUUUUCAUUGCUUCAACACUCCUAGAAGACGGUGGUGUUCCUCCAGGGACAACAUCUGCGUCGCUCUUGAAAGAAGCUAUUCAUGUCAUUAGUUGUGGUUAUGAAGACAAAACAGAAUGGGGAAAAGAGGUUGGAUGGAUUUAUGGAUCCGUCACUGAAGAUAUCUUAACCGGGUUUAAAAUGCACUGCCAUGGCUGGAGAUCAGUGUACUGUAUACCCAAAAGGCCUGCAUUUAAGGGGUCAGCUCCCGUUAAUCUUUCUGAUCGUUUGCACCAGGUCCUUCGAUGGGCCUUGGGAUCAGUUGAAAUAUUCUUGAGUAGACACUGUCCCAUUUGGUAUGGAUAUGGGUGUGGCCUAAAACCACUUGAGAGGUUUUCGUAUAUAAAUUCAGUCGUUUAUCCAUUGACAUCACUUCCUUUGAUUACUUAUUGCACCUUGCCAGCAGUUUGUCUCUUGACCGGGAAAUUCAUCGUCCCUGAGAUUAGUAACUACGCCAGUAUAGUGUUCAUGUCCCUUUUCAUUUCAAUUGCUGCAACCGGCAUUCUCGAGAUGCAGUGGGGCGGUGUUGGCAUCGAUGAUUGGUGGAGAAACGAGCAGUUCUGGGUGAUUGGUGGUGCCUCGGCGCACCUUUUUGCUCUAUUCCAAGGACUUCUCAAGGUUCUGGCGGGUGUCAACACGAACUUCACUGUUACAUCCAAAGCAGGCGAUGACGGAGAAUUUUCCGAGCUUUACCUUUUCAAGUGGACAUCAUUGUUAAUCCCUCCCAUGACUUUGUUGAUUAUUAACAUUAUCGGGAUCUUAGUCGGGGUUUCAAAUGCCAUAAACAACGGGUACGAGUCGUGGGGACCUCUAUUCGGCAAGUUAUUCUUCGCAUUUUGGGUGAUUGUCCAUUUAUACCCCUUCCUCAAAGGAUUUAUGGGAAAACAGGACAGACUUCCCACCAUCAUUGUGGAACAACAAGAACAGAAACAAAUCUUGGGGCGAAAAACCAGACAUCUGGAAGUGGUCACUGAUGAGAAUCAGGAGUGGACAUAA
Messenger RNA from Fraxinus pennsylvanica, 3258 nucleotides. The record is from the annotation of a GenBank genome assembly. Lineage: Eukaryota; Viridiplantae; Streptophyta; Magnoliopsida; Lamiales; Oleaceae.